ACAGCAAAAGUGAGAGAUUUUAGGAAUCAUUGUCCGGUUGCACCAAAACAAAACCAAAAUUUUGUGAAUCAAAAAGAAAUUGAAGAAAAAUGGGAUCAUCAGAAGAAGAAAUAAAGCAGGAAUUAGAAGAAUUACAAAAACAAUUAGCCAAGAAACAGAAAUUCGAAUCCGCAGUUUCCUCAAUCAAAUCCCUCCUCACCAAUUCCUACCAAUCCUCCUCACCUUCUCUUCGUCAAUCAUUCUAUUCUGUGAUAUGUAGAGUAGCAACAAUUUUAAAAUCAAGAUACACAGCGCCAGGCUUCUGGAUGGCCGGAUUAGGGUUAUUCGAGCAAGCUGAGUCUUUACUCUCGGAUCCUUCUCAAAAGGAUUAUUUAAAGAAUUGUAUUAUUCAAGCUAAAGAACACUUGCAUUUAACUGAAAAUCCGCCCGAAGUUUCGCCCAAUUCGUCUCGUAGAGGAUAUUUGUUUGAGGGGCAUCUUACUGUGGAUCCUGAACCGCCUCAGCCUCAAUGGUUGGUGCAGACGAAUCUUAUGAAUUCUAUGGCUUCUAUUUUGGCUGCUGGAUCUUCGAGAGAUCGAGUUGAUGAUAGUAAUAAUAACAUUGCGGAAAGUGCUUCUAGUAUGCUUGAAGAGCUCCUCACUAAUCUUGAUGAAAUUAUCCCUGAGAUUUUGGAUGAUGGAUCCAGAGUUCCGAGAGUUCCUCCUGCUAGUAAAGAGGUGGUCGCAAAGCUUCCAGUUAUUACCCUUACAGAAGAAAUAUUGGCUAAGUUGGGAAAUGAGGCAGAUUGUGCUAUUUGUAAGGAGAAUUUGGUAGUCGAGGAUAAGAUGCAAGAGUUGCCCUGCAAGCAUACAUUUCAUCCCCCUUGUUUAAAGCCAUGGCUGGAUGAGCACAAUUCUUGUCCAAUUUGUCGACACGAGCUUCAAACAGAUGAUCAUGCAUAUGAGAGCUGGAAAGAGCGGGAGAAGGCGGCUGAAGAAGAGAGGAAAGGCGCUGCCAAUGCCGUGCGUGGCGGUGAAUUUAUUUAUAUAUAGAUGAUUACCAUGUAUUUGAUUCACAGUGAAUAUUGCAGAACUAUUUGUACUUUUAGACUUGUUAAAAUGUUUCAUAGAUAUAAUUAAAGUUGAAAUUUGUUUA
Mercurialis annua (annual mercury) is the source of this 1134-nucleotide messenger RNA. Its product is annotated as E3 ubiquitin-protein ligase AIP2. The transcript is spliced from 5 exons. Lineage: Eukaryota; Viridiplantae; Streptophyta; Magnoliopsida; Malpighiales; Euphorbiaceae. Gene Ontology annotation, cellular component: cytoplasm. Gene Ontology annotation, biological process: protein ubiquitination. The coding region runs from base 90 to 1031 and encodes 313 amino acids. Gene Ontology annotation, molecular function: ubiquitin protein ligase activity. The record is from RefSeq and is a predicted model, not a curated record.